AUGGUUCUUCAAAGAAAAUUAACCAAAGCCAUUGAGCUCAAAUACAACAUGCGCUCAGUCAAAUCUCAAGUCCCUGUAAACCACUGCUUAUGGCUUAUUAUUACCAUAUUUCUCCAGAUUAUCAUCCUCUUCUUCCUCCUCCGCUCAUCACAGCCGUCAAACACUCAACACGCGGUGGCUCUCAACCCCGGCGACUGCCAAUCCGGUUACGUUUACGUCUACGAUCUUCCCCCAGCUUUCAAUAAAGAGCUCAUAGACCAAUGUCACGAGUCAGACCGAGGCUGUGGUGCAGUUUCGAAUGGUGGGUUUGGAACCAAAGCUACUGGGCUCGAACAUAUUGUACCAAGAAAUCUCACUCCAGCUUGGUACUGGACUGACAUGUAUUCUGCUGAGGUUAUUUUUCAUAACAGAAUGUUGAGCCAUAAGUGUAGGACUUUAGAUCCAGAAAAAGCAAAAGGUUUUUACAUUCCGUUUUAUGCUGGGCUUGAUAUUGGUAGAUUCUUAUUCAAUUAUUCAGCUAAAGAUCGAGAUCGGAAAAGUGAAAUGCUUCUUGAUUGGUUAAAAGAGCAACCAACUUUCACUAGAAAUAAAGGAGUUGACCAUUUUAUUAUGCUUAGUAGAUUAACUUGGGAUUUUCGUAGAUUAACUGAUAAUGAUGCAGAUUGGGGUUCGAAAUUACUUCACAUGCCACUAAUGAGGCACGUGUUUCGUUUAUCAGUUGAGAAACAUCAGAACGAUAAUUUAGAAGAAAGUGUUCCUUAUCCUACAGCGUUUCACCCAAGGUCAGAAUCCGACAUAGUACAAUGGCAGAAUUACAUCCGUAGUUACAAACGUACGAAGCUGUUUUCAUUCGUUGGUGCUAAACGUGAGAAAAUCAAGAAUGAUUUUCGAGGGGUAUUAAUGGAUUACUGUAAAAGCGAGGAAGAUUGUUGGGCGGUUGAUUGCGCCACCGGCAUAUGUUCCGACGGAGCUCCGGCGAUAAUGGAAACGUUUCUUGGUUCAGAUUUCUGUUUACAACCAAGAGGAGAUGGGUUGACUAGACGGUCAAUGUUUGACUGUAUGUUGGCCGGUUCAAUUCCGGUUUAUUUUUGGAAAGGAACAUUUAAAGGUCAAUAUGAAUGGCAUUUGCCGUGGAUGCCAGAGACUUAUACAGUAUUUAUUGAUAAUAGAGAUGUUAGAGCUACAAAUGGGAGUUUGAUUUUAAAGGUAUUGGAAAGUAUUCAUAAAGAUAAAGUAAAAGAAAUGAGGGAGACUUUGAUUAAUCUUCUUCCUAAGUUUGUUUAUGCAAGAUCAGGUGAAGAUUUAGGGAAUGUUAAAGAUGCAUUUGAUAUCAGUAUCAACAGAGUAUUGAAGAGGUUGGAAAUUGGCAGAAAUCAACUUCUUACCCAGAAUCAAGCAUUUUUUGAGUCGUAA
Messenger RNA from Nicotiana tabacum (common tobacco), 1413 nucleotides. Its product is annotated as xyloglucan galactosyltransferase XLT2-like. Gene Ontology annotation, biological process: xyloglucan biosynthetic process. Gene Ontology annotation, molecular function: galactosyltransferase activity. NCBI's taxonomy places the organism in Eukaryota, Viridiplantae, Streptophyta, Magnoliopsida, Solanales, Solanaceae. The record is from RefSeq and is a predicted model, not a curated record.